ACUUGUUCUGUAUACAAAACUAGUUGUCUAUUUUUACUUGUCCGGUUUGAAAAUUCAAGAGAUUAUUACCAUUUCAUACCUAUUUUAUCCUUAUUAUUAAUUAUUGAGUUGGAAAGUUCAAGGAAUUUUAAGUGACUGCACAAUUUUUGAAGUAUGUAUUAUUUAUUUCAAUCAUUAGGUUAUUUAACAAUAAUUAGGGGUAAUAUAGUAAAAUUGACAUUCUAUUUUUAGCUCCUUAAUAAACGUGUCAAGUCAAUACAUAAAAAUGGACGGAGUAUUAAAUGUUGAGUUCCCGAAAAACGAAUUUAUAUGGUCAGAUAAGCACGGCUAGUGCCCGCUAGUGUACAAAGAGCUGAAAAAUUAGAAAACUGCUCAAAUGACAGACAAAAUCCAUAUUCCUUAUUUGACCAAUUAAUCCUAUCACUUCUCUUGAAAACAUUAAAAAAUUUAGAAAACCAUAUGCCGGGCUAUAGCCAUCUCCCUAGGUUCAAACCAAACACCUAAGCCAUUUAAAAAGACUCAACUUUUCAUUAUUCAACAUGCCAAAUGCCCAUCCCUUCAUAAUUUAGUACUACUAAAUUCUUUAUACUUUUGUUCAUCCUACUCUGUGUGAUUGUCUCAUUACCCCUUUAUCCUUUUACACCUUUUAAUCAUGUUUCUGUAUUUGUUAGCAAUUAUUCCUUUGUGUUUCCUUCUGAAGUUUGUAUCAAAAACCUCUCUACUUCACAUUUUCAAGAAAUGGUUACGUUUAUUAGAAGACAAAUGUUAUGUGUACCAGUUCUACAAAGUCCCUGAAUUCAACCACAACAGGCAAGAAAAUCAACUCUAUAGAAAAAUCAGCACUUACCUGAAUUCUUUACCCUGUGUUGAAGAUUCCGAUUUCACCAACCUUUUCUCUGGAAACAAGUCCAAUGAAAUCAACCUCGUUCUUGACACCAAUCAGAACAUCGUUGAUAGUUUCCUCGGGGCCAGAGUUACUUGGAUCAAUGAAAAGAAUGAAAAAACCUGUCUGAAAUCAUUUGUCCUGAAGAUAAGGAGGAACGAUAAACGUCGAAUUCUCCGUCCUUAUCUUCAACACAUACACGCUAAAUUCGAUGAAAUCGAGCAGAGGAGAAAGGAAGUGAGAUUGUUCGUCAACUUAAACGAUGAAACGGAUGGAAAUAGAAAGUGGAUAGCAGUGCCGUUUACUCAUCCGGCAACAUUUGACACUGUCGUGAUGGAACAUGAUCUGAAGAACAAGGUAAAAGCUGAUUUAGAAACGUUUCUAAAGUCAAAGCAGCAUUAUAAUCGAAUAGGACGGAUAUGGAAACGGAAUUAUUUACUAUACGGACCUUCUGGCACAGGAAAAUCAACACUUAUUGCAGCAAUAGCAAAUUUCCUGAACUACGACGUGUACAACGUCGAUUUAUCAAAAAUCUCCGAUGAUUCGGAUUUAAAACUACUUCUUUUGCAGAGCACAAAUAAGUCGUUGAUAGUCAUCGAAGAUCUCGAUAGUUACUUAUGUAACAAAUCAACGACUCUAAGCUUGUCUGCUAUUCUCAACUUCAUGGAUGGUAUCUUUUCGUGCUGUGGGGAUGAGCGAAUUAUGAUAUUCACAAUGAACAACAAAGAUCAGAUUGAUCCAACGGUUCUAAGGCCUGGAAGAAUUGAUCAUCAGAUAUACUUCCCUUUAUGUGAUUUCAAUGCAUUUAAAAGUUUAGCUAGUAGUCAUUUAGGUUUGAAAGAUCACAAGCUUUUCCCACAGGUAGAGGAAAAUUUUCAAACUGGGUCGGUUUUGAGUCCGGCUGAGAUCAGUGAAAUCAUGAUAUCGAACCGGAGUUCGCCAAGUAGGGCGUUGAGGUUGGUGAUUUCUAGUCAUCAGAGUAAUAGUAAGCUCGUUCCUUCGAUAAAGACAUCUGAUAAAAUUGAAACGAUACAGAGUAACAAUGAGGUCAACGUAGCGCCUAAGCAUCCACUAUGGUUGAGCAAAUCUAGAUCGGUUCGGCCCCUGGAGGAAUCGGGUGAAUCAGGUACGUAUCCAGAACCACAACCACAAGGAUUGUUCAAAUCUAAAUCGGUUCGACCCAUGGGGGAAUCGGUUGAUUCGGGUACAUUUGGCAAGGAAAGUGUUAACGAGCUUAGAAAAUUCUAUGGACUUAUAAGAAUAAAGAGUAGUAGGAAGAAACCCCAAUCUUUCGAUUUGGAUACCUCCGAAAAAUAAAAUUCUAGGCAUGGUAGCUAGUUAGCAUGAAAAUUGUGUUUGUUCAAAUAGGCGUGACAUGAAUUUUAGUUUUGGGGAUCCAACAAUUAAUGGACCCUUUGUUAGAUAAUCAUCUGUGUCUUUAGUGUUCCAAUAAUGAAAAGUAAAUUUAGAGUGAGACAGUGAGACUUUCACAUGAGUUGAUGUAUGUAGGAUUCAUUAUUGUCCUAUUAUUUGAUUCGAGUUUUAGAAAUUUACUGAUGGCUCUAUCUGA
Molecule: messenger RNA, 2453 nt
Organism: Lycium barbarum (goji berry)
Lineage: Eukaryota; Viridiplantae; Streptophyta; Magnoliopsida; Solanales; Solanaceae
Product: AAA-ATPase At2g46620-like
Exons: 1
Coding region: 653-2200 (515 amino acids)
Molecular function (GO): ATP hydrolysis activity; ATP binding
Source: RefSeq, a predicted model, not a curated record